Messenger RNA from Knipowitschia caucasica, 891 nucleotides. Lineage: Eukaryota; Metazoa; Chordata; Actinopteri; Gobiiformes; Gobiidae. The record is from the annotation of a GenBank genome assembly.
AUGGGGCACAUUCUUGACUUUGUCUGGAGCCUCUAUUCUUCCCUCUUUUUCUCCCUCCUCAAUGUGGUCUCCAUCAGCACAGCACCAGAGCUGAGGAAAUGGAUGGUGAGGCUAUUUUUAGAAGCAGGGAAGGAGGGCAGAGCAAAAGUAAGCUAUGGAGAGAGGGAGGGAGGGAUGAUGAGGAUAUCAAUCUGUAUUCGCCCGCUGCUGCUGCUGCUGCUGCUGCUACUGCUGCUGCUGCUGGCCAGAGACACUCGGAGACACAAGAAAGAGAAGAACCUCCACACUUAUAAACAAGACAUCCGUGGAGCAGAGAUGCGUCCACGCUCCAGGCAUCCCUCCAAGCGGCCCCUCCUGCUGCCCACCAUCAAGGAGGGCUCAGAGGAGAUGGUGCGGGAGAUGAACGAAGCCAACGCCUGCACCCACAGCCAGAGCUCCUCCGAGGACUACUUCCUGUCCAUCUGCCACCUGGCCCACCCCACAUUCCCAACAAGAGACACACCACCCCAUAGCAACCACUCACGAGACGGGAGGAUGGGUUGCUAUGAACACUCAGACCCACUGGAGCAUCUCUACGGGCAUCCCAACUGCGGCCUCAGCUCGGAGAGACGGCACAAGCGGUCCCACGAGAGGACGCGGGCGCACAGUAUUCCCAACACUUCCACUCUGGAUAUGAGCAGUCAGCGCAAAAGCAGUUGCCCCGAGUUACACAGUGCAUCUCAAAAUGAAUGUUUACCACAGAUGGACACGACAGCAGUGAUGGAGGAGGAGAGACAAGAUCCAAGAUGCAUCAAACCCUCGCUCAUCUCCCAGUGGAUCUCGGACUGUCGCUUGGCCUGGAGAGAAGCACGGGCACGAGCCUGCAUGCUGCCCGCCAUCGUUGAGAUUUAG